UGCGCCUCCGGAGGGGCGGGGCUUCAGGAAAUCUGACGUGCGUGCCUGAGGAACCGAGGAACACAAAUACCAGAAUUAAACAAAACGAUCAACUAAUUGCCCUAAUCGGGCAUUACAGGUUUAGCUUUCUGUUUUUAUCUUAAUUUAACCCCGCCCGUCUGAGCUAGCUUGACGAAGCUCACGCGAGCCUCCGUUUGGAGAAAAAGUCCAGCGCGAGCUCAUCCACAGAGCGAUCAUUUCUGUUGGGCGAGGCGACCGUUGAGGAUCGCAGUGAACGUGGUUUUGCUGCAGGUGCUGAUGAUGAUGUCACUCCGUCUUCUUUAGCCAAUCCAGGUAAAGGAAGCCGUUUGCUUUGUGCUGCAGGUGGAUGACUAUGGAAAUGAAAGUCAAACAGGAGGACAAAGACGUUACAUUCAGCAUCUCUGACACUAAUGGUAAACGCCCUGCUGAGGACAUGGAUGAGGAGCAGGCCUUCAAACGUUCCCGCAACGCAGAUGAGAUGGUGGAGCUGCGUGUGCUGCUUCAGAGCAAAAAUGCAGGGGCUGUUAUUGGAAAGGGUGGAAAGAACAUAAAAGCACUGCGCACAGACUACAAUGCCAGUGUAUCAGUCCCAGACAGCAGUGGCCCAGAGCGAAUCCUCAGCGUGAGCGCCGGCAUCGAUACUAUUGGAGACAUUUUGCUGAAAAUCAUACCAACUCUAGAAGAGUACCAACAUUACAGUGGGAUCGACUUCGACUGUGAGCUUCGUCUGUUGAUCCACCAGAGCUUGGCAGGUGGAAUCAUUGGGGUGAAAGGCGCCAAGAUCAAGGAACUGAGAGAGAACACCCAGACCACCAUCAAGUUGUUCCAGGAGUGCUGCCCACACUCCACUGACAGAGUUGUCCUGGUGGGAGGAAAGCCAGAACGUGUGGUUGAAUGCAUCAAAGUGAUCUUGGAGCUGGUGUCUGAGACAACCAUCAAAGGUCGUUCCCAGCCGUACGACCCCAACUUCUACGAUGAGACGUACGAUUACGGCGGCUUCACCAUGCUCUUCGAGGAUAGGGGGAGGCGGCCCAUGGGCGGGUUCCCCAUUCGCGUGCGGGGCGGGUUCGAGCGCCUGCCCCCGCCGCGCGGCAGCAGACCCCCACCCCUCUCUAGACGGGAUUACGACGACUUGAGUCCCCGCAGAGGUCCCCCACCGCCACUAAGCAGAGGGAUACGGGGUGGCAGCCGGGCACGCAACCUGCCUCUUCCUCCACCACCGCCGCCAAGAGGAGGAGACAGGUUCUCUCAUGGCAGCUAUCAUAGCAGCUUGGAUGACAGACCAAGUGACAGGAGAAGCCGGGGAGACCGUUACGACAGCAUGAGUGGAGACCGAUAUGGUGGUAGAGGCUCAUACAGCGAUAUUGGAGGCCCAGUCAUCACAACACAAGUCACCAUCCCAAAAGAUCUGGCGGGCUCCAUCAUCGGUAAGGGCGGACAGAGGAUCAAGCAGAUCCGUCAUGAGUCCGGAGCAUCCAUCAAGAUCGACGAACCACUAGAGGGCUCUGAGGACCGUAUCAUCACCAUCACGGGGACACAGGACCAGAUCCAGAACGCCCAGUACUUGCUGCAGAACAGUGUGAGGCAGUACUCCGGUCGCUUCUUCUAGAAAGCAAACGGGAGGAUGUGAAGAAGAGUGACGCCUUCUCCUUCCUCUAUUCAGAGCCAACAUUCCUCUGCUUUUAGUGGAUGUCCCUCCUCCCCUUCAGUCACCUGUGUAUACGUCACAGUUUUUAACUCUCUGAAAAUCCGUUUUUGUGCUGGUGUGACUAUUUUGGUUUUUCCUAAGACUCUCAUGCCAUCUCUGGACUCAUCUGUUGAUGUUCAAAGCGAGCCCUGGACCUUUUCUCCCACAUUACGGAGCAGCAUGCAGAAUGUAAUUAUUUUCUUCAGAACAUUUUGUGGUACCCCUCUCCCCUUUUUAUUUUGUUUUUGGAAAGAUAUUUUAACCAAGAUGCAUGUUUAUAGAAAAGUUGGGUUCCUUUUUUUUCCCAGUAUAAAGUGUUCAUUUGCAAGAAAAAGUUCAAGUAAAGUACUUUUGUCAAAAUUAGAUUAUUUUUUUGGACAAUUUGUUACUAAAAUACUGGUCAGUUCGAGUGUUACCCUGGAAACAUGGACUGUGUACCAUGUUUGCUUUGAUUUAGGAUUGCUAACUCAAUAUUUAAAAUAUUAUCUGCCUUUACAGUUGUAAAAGGAUGCAGUAGUAGAAAAACCAUUGAGCAGUCUGAAACACCUUUUUUAAUACUUGCCUUAUUUUUGUAUUCAAAACAGAUUGAAACAGACGCUGGGGUCAGCACAGAUUUGUUAAUAUUAGCAAAUCUUUUUUUUUCUUUUAAAGAAAAAAACGUGUCUAGAGGUUGUUGGCAGAACAGUGGUCCAACCCCAGCUAUCAAAUCGGCAGGACUGUAACAUAAUGGAUAUUCAAUGUGCUCCUGACUCUUUGCCACUGUGUUGUCAUGACAUAUAAUCAGACUAGCUGGUUCCAGUGCUUUAGUGCCAGCUAAAAUCAUUUUAGAUUUUUCUUUGAAAGUUUAAAUAAACGCACCAGACUGUUAAGGCAAGAAGGUUUAAAAAAAAAAUGUACAAAGUGUGUAUAUAUUUUCAUGAAAGCUGUAGUUUUGUGAGUUGUUAGAUUGGCCCACAUGACUUGAACCUUUUGUGAAACAGCAAAAGGCCAGCAUGGAAGUAAUUAUUAUUAUUAUUAUUUUUUGCCUCUCUUUGUACGGUGGCCUCGUGCUUUCAGUAUAACAGAACCAUAAAUUGAAAUAAAAUAAUUGCAAAACGACA
Molecule: messenger RNA, 2808 nt
Organism: Oryzias latipes (Japanese medaka)
Lineage: Eukaryota; Metazoa; Chordata; Actinopteri; Beloniformes; Adrianichthyidae
Gene: hnrpkl
Product: heterogeneous nuclear ribonucleoprotein K, like
Molecular function (GO): RNA binding
Source: RefSeq, a predicted model, not a curated record